AUGGAGCUGAGGAAGAGCGAGGAACCGCUCCCAGGGAGAGCGGUGGCUCUGAUCCUGCUCCUCUACGUGUCUGGGAUGAGAGCAGAAACUAACCGGUAUUCUGUGCCGGAAGAGGUGGAAGGCUCUUUUGUGGUGAAUAUAGCUAAGGAUUCGUCACUGACCGGUGAGGAAUUAUCGGCUCGACAGGCUCAGCUCGUUCCUGAAGGAGAAAAGCAGUAUUUACAGCUGAACCAACACACCGGAGAUUUGGUGGAGCGAGAGCAGAUGGACCAGGAGGAGCUGUGCGGGCAGACCGAGCCUUGCCUGGUGCGUUUCGAGGUGCUGUUGGAGAGUCCACUGCAGUCCUUCUGAGCUGAGGUAAGCCUCACCGACAUAAACGAUCAUGUUCCUAUGUUCUUAAAUACAGAGAUAGUUUUCAAGAUCCCGGAAACUGCAAUGCCGGGGGCUCGAUUUUUGUCGGAAAGCGCUCAGGAUCCAGAUGUGAGGAGCAGUAGUCUUCAGCAUUACAGUAUCAGCUCGAAGGAGUAUUUCCAUAUCUACACCCGAAGGCGGAGUGGCGGGAGGAGGUACGGCGAACUGGUGUUGGACUGAGCCCUGGACCGGGAGCAGCAGGCAGAAGUGGCUUUCAGCAUUACGGCUUCGGAUGGUGGGUCUCCACCGCGGUCUAGUACAUCCUUAAUGCUCGUGGUAGUCCUGGAUACAAAUGACAACAUCUCAGUAUUUAGCCGGAGUCUGUAUAAAGUCCGAGUGCUAGAAAAUAGCUCCCAGGGUACCUUAGUGGUGACAGUGUCUGCUAGCGAUUUAGACUCAGGAACGAACGGGGAAAUAGCCUACUACCUAGUUCAAAAUCCAGAGGAAAAUCUCAAGACCUUUACAAUAAAUCCAGAGACAGGGCAGAUUCGACUACAAAAGCCAGUGGAUUACAAAGAAACGAAGAUCAACGAGAUAGACGUCCAGGCCACAGAUGCAGGGCGCAAAACCGUGCACUGCAAAGUGGAGGUGAAAGUGGAAGACAUGAGCAAACACCGUGGUGGCCCUCUUCAAACGUGCGGGACCGGGACUCGGAGGACAACGGCAGGACGAGCUACUUUGUUCGUGGAGCUCCUGGACGUGAACGACAACGCUCCCAAUUUCGCUCAGGCCUUUUGCACCAUGGUGCUGAGCGAAAACAAGCCCGCGGUGAUGACGCUGGGCCGCCUGAGUAUGGACGCCGACGCGGGAAAAAACGCCCACGUGAGAUAUGCGCUGAGCCGCCCUCGGUAUCCCGCCGUGGCAUCAUUCGUGUCCGUGGACGCGGAGAGCGGAAACGUGAGGGCGCUGCGCCCUCUAGACUACAAGGAGGUCCGCGCUUUCGAAGCGGCGGAGCGCGCCGCCGACUGCGGCUCGCCGCUGCUCAGCUCCCAGGCGGUGCUGCGAGUGCUGGUGCGGGACGAGAACGACAACACGCCCAUCGUGCUGCAUCCGCACCCCGAGAGCAGCGCGGCGGCUGUCGAGCUGGUGCCGCGCUGGGCCGCAGGCGACCUGGUGGCCAAGGUGGUGGCGGUGGACGCGGACGCGGGGCAGAACGCGUGGCUGUCGUACGAGCUGGCCACGGCGCCGGAGCCGGGGCUGUUCCGCGUGGGGCUGCACAGCGGCCAGGUGCGCACGGCGCGGGCCCUGUCCGAGAGGGACGCGCCCCGGCAGAGCCUCGUCGUGCUGGUGCGAGAGCGCGGGCAGCCGCCGCGCUCCGCCACCGCCACCCUCGGCAUCGCCCCGGUGGACGGCUUCUCCGACGUAUUCCGGCAGCUCAACCACGCUCCUGCGGGGAGGCAAGGAGCGAGAACCGCUGUGCAGCUCGCGGCCGGCUGGCGAGAGGGAAGCCAACGCGGGGAGCUUGGUGGCUCCCGUUCCGCCGCCGGACGGGCCGGCCGGCAGGCGCGUGCACGCCCGAGCCUUGCCGAGACCCGCCUCCGUUCCCCGUCCUCAGGCUGGGAUUCCCGAGUCGGUGUAGUGCCGUGCCGUGCUGGUUCCUGCGUGCUGCCCCUGCGGAGAGGCUCCUGGGCGGCUGGUCCGGCCGGGCAAGGCGGCUGA
Messenger RNA from Grus americana (Whooping crane), 2070 nucleotides. RefSeq names its product protocadherin beta-8-like. Gene Ontology annotation, biological process: homophilic cell-cell adhesion. The record is from RefSeq and is a predicted model, not a curated record. Gene Ontology annotation, cellular component: plasma membrane. Lineage: Eukaryota; Metazoa; Chordata; Aves; Gruiformes; Gruidae. Gene Ontology annotation, molecular function: calcium ion binding.